Messenger RNA from Candida dubliniensis CD36, 1443 nucleotides. Its product is annotated as ammonium transporter. The coding region runs from base 1 to 1443 and encodes 480 amino acids. The transcript has a single exon. NCBI's taxonomy places the organism in Eukaryota, Fungi, Ascomycota, Pichiomycetes, Serinales, Debaryomycetaceae. Gene Ontology annotation, cellular component: plasma membrane. Gene Ontology annotation, biological process: ammonium transmembrane transport. The record is from RefSeq and is a predicted model, not a curated record. Gene Ontology annotation, molecular function: ammonium channel activity.
AUGUCUGGAAAUUUCACGGAAACAGGUACAGGUGGAGAUGUGUUUAAAGUCGACUUGAAUGAACAAUUUGACCGUGCCGAUAUGGUAUGGAUUGGUACUGCAAGUGUUUUGGUAUGGAUCAUGAUUCCUGGUGUGGGACUCUUGUAUUCAGGGAUCUCGCGUAAGAAGCAUGCAUUGUCGUUGAUGUGGGCUGCGUUGAUGGCUGCGUGUGUGGCAGCCUUCCAGUGGUUCUGGUGGGGGUACUCGUUGGUGUUUGCCCACAAUGGUUCUGUGUUUUUGGGAACCUUGCAAAACUUUUGUCUCAAGGAUGUUUUAGGGGCACCCAGUAUUGUCAAAACGGUUCCUGAUAUUUUGUUCUGUUUAUACCAAGGGAUGUUUGCUGCUGUCACUGCUAUUUUAAUGGCUGGUGCCGGGUGCGAGCGUGCACGAUUAGGACCGAUGAUGGUGUUUUUGUUUAUCUGGUUGACUAUUGUGUACUGUCCUAUUGCCUAUUGGACAUGGGGCGGAAAUGGUUGGUUGGUCAACUUGGGAGCAUUGGAUUUCGCUGGUGGCGGUCCAGUUCACGAAAACUCUGGUUUUGCUGCUUUGGCAUACUCGCUCUGGUUGGGUAAGAGACAUGACCCUGUUGCCAAAGGCAAAGUUCCAAAAUACAAGCCACAUUCAGUUUCCUCCAUUGUUAUGGGCACGAUCUUUCUCUGGUUUGGCUGGUACGGUUUCAAUGGUGGGUCUACAGGUAACUCUUCCAUGCGUUCGUGGUACGCCUGUGUCAACACCAACCUUGCUGCUGCAACCGGGGGGUUGACUUGGAUGUUUGUUGAUUGGUUUAGAACUGGCGGCAAAUGGUCGACUGUUGGCUUGUGCAUGGGCGCAAUUGCUGGUCUCGUUGGAAUCACUCCUGCUGCUGGCUACGUUCCUGUUUACACGUCGAUAAUUUUCGGCAUUGUUCCAGCCAUUAUCUGUAACUUUGCUGUUGACAUAAAGGACUUGUUGCAGAUUGACGACGGUAUGGACGUGUGGGCGCUCCAUGGUGUUGGUGGAUUUGUUGGUAACUUUAUGACGGGAUUAUUUGCUGCAGACUAUGUUGCCAUGAUUGACGGAACUGAGAUUGACGGUGGGUGGAUAAACCACCACUGGAAACAAUUGGGGUACCAGUUGGCAGGAAGUUGUGCUGUAGCUGCGUGGUCGUUCACUGUUACAUCGAUCAUUUUGCUUGCUAUGGACAGAAUCCCAUUUCUCAGAAUCCGUCUCCACGAAGACGAGGAAAUGUUGGGUACCGACUUGGCACAAAUUGGGGAAUAUGCCUAUUAUGCUGAUGAAGAUCCUGAGACCAACCCAUAUGUAUUGGAACCUAUCCGCUCUACCAAUAUAAGCCAACCGUUACCCCAUAUUGACGGUGUUGCUGAUGGGUCUAGCAAUAAUGAGUCGGGAGAAGCUAAAAAUUAG